Hibiscus syriacus is the source of this 1863-nucleotide messenger RNA. Its product is annotated as ABC transporter G family member 9-like. Lineage: Eukaryota; Viridiplantae; Streptophyta; Magnoliopsida; Malvales; Malvaceae. Gene Ontology annotation, cellular component: membrane. The record is from RefSeq and is a predicted model, not a curated record. The transcript has 3 exons. Gene Ontology annotation, molecular function: ABC-type transporter activity; ATP hydrolysis activity; ATP binding. Bases 1 to 1863 code for a protein of 620 amino acids.
AUGGCGGGAGAUUUAGACAUUGAAGCAGCAACAAAGAUUGAAGAUAAAACGAGAGCAACCGCCAUCUUCAAGAGUACAAAUCAAUCCGUUCUUCUAAAGUUUGUUGAUAUUGUUUAUUCAGUCAAAUUCGGCAAAGGGGGAAAUUGUUUUCGGAACAAAUCGAGCUCCGGCGACAAAGUGAUCUUAAAUGGGAUCAGUGGGAUGGUUCAACCGGGCGAAAUUUUAGCCAUGCUCGGUCCUUCGGGCAGUGGCAAAACAACGCUAUUGACCGCGCUAGGUGGUCGCUUAGGCGGUCACCUCACCGGCGCCAUAACUUACAACGGCAAGCCUUUCUCCGAUUCGAUGAAGCGAAACACUGGAUUCGUCACACAGGACAAUGUCCUAUAUCCUCAUUUGACCGUGACCGAAACGCUCGUUUUCACCGCGCUUCUUCAAUUGCCGAAUAGUUUUACUAAACAAGAGAAAAUCAUGCACGCUAAAGCUGUUAUCAAUCAACUUGGACUAGAUAACUGCAAGGAUUGCAUCAUUGGUAACUCGUUUCUGAGAGGAGUUUCGGGUGGGGAACGAAAAAGGGUUAGUAUAGGUCAAGAAAUGCUUAUAAACCCAAGCUUGUUGCUCUUGGAUGAGCCUACGUUGGGUCUGGACUCGACUACCGCGCAACGGAUCGUGUCAACGUUGUCGGAGCAAGCGAAAGGUGGAAGAACAAUUGUGUUAACGAUACACCAGCCAUCGAAUAGGCUAUUUUACAUGUUCCAUAAGGUUUUGCUGCUAUCAGAAGGUAAGCCUCUGUAUUUUGGACGAGGAUCAGCUGCUAUGUAUUAUUUUUUGAGUAUUGGACACGCCCCUUCGGUCGCCAUGAACCCUUCGGAUUUUCUAUUGGACCUUUCAAAUGGUGUUAUAUCAUCGAAUGAGUCAUUAAAGGAGCAAAACUUGGUGAAGAAAACACUGGUUUCGGAAUACAAGAGCAACAUUGCCGAGCAAUUAAGGGAAGAGCUUAACGAGCACUGUGAUCAACUUCACAAUAGAACCGAACACAAGAAGUUCGAACGGUGGCCGACGACUUGGUGGCAACAGUUCACCGAAUUACUUCAAAGGGGACUUAAGGAAAGGAAACACGAAUCAUUCUCGAUAUUCAACACUGCUGAGGCCCUUGCCGUAGCUGUCCUUUUAGGACUUUUAUGGUGGCAAUCCGGUAUUGCUCACUUGCAAGACCAGAUCGGAUUCCUCUUCUUUAUAUCAGGAUUCUGGGGUAUGUUCCCUCUGUACCAAGCGAUUUUCACCUUUCCUCAAGAACGUUUAAUGCUUGAGAAAGAACGGUCCUCUGGAAUGUAUCGGCCAUCUUCGUACUUCAUGUCGAGAAUCGCAUCUGAUCUCCCCAUGGAGCUUAUUCUUCCCACUGUUUUCAUCACAAUAUCAUAUUGGAUGGCAGGGCUUACACCCACAGCAGGCAAUUUCCUAUACACCUUAUUGGUACUCCUUUUAUGUGUCCUAGCCUCACAAGGCAUGGGGCUUGCCAUUGGUGCCUUGGUGAUGAACCAAAAGACGGCGGCCGUUCUCGGUUCAGUCAUCAUGCUUACGUUCUUACUCGCCAGCGGCUACUACGUUCAACAUAUUCCGGGUUUCAUAUCGUGGAUCAAAUACAUUUCGCUUAGCCAUUACACCUAUAAGCUCUUCUUGGGGUCUCAGUACCGGGCAGAUGACACUUACCUUUGUGGUGAGCCGGCAAAGGUUUGCUUAGUCGGAGAUUUUCCGGCAAUAAACAGUGUGGCAUAUUUACAUUAUUCAAGCACUUUUCCUCUGAAGUUUAGACACCCGGAUCUUCCAAUUACAUUAUUCUCCAUAUUUAACACGUUUUACAAAUAA